Molecule: messenger RNA, 207 nt
Organism: Penicillium roqueforti
Lineage: Eukaryota; Fungi; Ascomycota; Eurotiomycetes; Eurotiales; Aspergillaceae
Exons: 5
Coding region: 1-207 (68 amino acids)
Source: RefSeq, a predicted model, not a curated record
AUGAAGUCUUGUUCAACGCGGACAGCCAAUUGUCCGAUUAUAUUUAUUGCACAUAGUCUCGGGGGAACUAUAGUUAGCAGCGUCCUGCUUUAUGCCGACUCAGCACAAGAAACCCCUACUACGGACCUUCGCAGCAUCAUACUUCCAACACAGUCGUUGACUUUGUCAACAAAUCGUAAUUGGACCAGGUCAGUUGAGUUACGUUGA